AUCUAACUUCUGUUCAACAACAUCUUGUUCCCAGCGAGAAAAGGCCCACGACGUUCGAGAUUAUCCCCCCCUCUCACGCCCAAUUCUUUGGCUCAUCAGUCAUCAAAAGUUGUACCACACACCUCCGCAAAGUGAACAUUGAUUGUUGCAACUUUUUCCUCUUACAGGCACACCGUCUCAUCUUGAAGAUCCCCCAUACCGACCAAGAAGUUUUUCGGACAUGUUGAUUAUAUGCAGCCAAUUACCGUUUGUAGCGACUGACAGGAUUCCCUUUUGUCUCUCAGACCUCGAUCCUCGACUUGCCCCUCCUGCCAUUGACAGACGCUGGCGGCUUGCAUGAUUUGCAUGAUAAGCUAUAAAUCGCUCCCCCAACUCCUAUUCCUUGGCUUUUCUCUUAUUAAAUACCGAGCUGGUCUUUGUGUGCAAUGUGGCUGAUGUUUGAGUACCCCUCCUGUAGGUUCAGUUGGCAAAAAUCCUCACGUUCAAAUCAACACUCCCCGUCGCAAUGACACACCGAAUCUGCCCCUCACCACCCGCACCGGCAGCCCCCGCUGCUUUCCUUGGUGUCCCGUUCGAUUCACCAUUGGCGCCCUCACCAUUGACUGCCGGGACAUCCUUGACGAUCGAAGGCGCCCACCGGAUACACUGCACGAAAUGCCCGUGUGCGUCCCCUAUUGUCUUGACACAUCUACCCUCCUGGGUCAGAUCCCAGCACCGCAACGUAUAAUCAUCAGCCACGGACAACAAGUACUUUCCACCAGGGUGGAAGACAAGGCCCCGCACCCAGUUGUCGUGGCCCACCAAUAUCUUGAUACACGUCCCUCUCGCAUCCCACAGCCGAAUCGUUUUGUCUCUUGAGCCGGUCGCCAUGAACUCUACGGCACUCGUUGCUGGUGGCUUCUUGAUCCCUGCCAUGGCGGCAAGAUGUGGAUAAGCAGCCGCAGGAGCAAUGGCGCAACAUAACACAACGUGCUCGUGUCCGAUCAGUGUGGUCUUCGGCUCCGGGUUCGGUAUCGAGACGUCCCACAACCGGCCGGUAUAAUCGUCACUCGUCGACAAGAUGAACCUCCCGUCAAUGGAUGGGCAGACAUCACGGACCCAUUCGGCGUGUCCUCGAAGAGUCUUUACGCAAUAGCCUGUGCUCACAUCCCAUAUCCUCAACGUCUUGUCUCGACUCGCGCUGACAAGGAGGUUGCCGGUACCACCUGCUACCCCUGACGGGAUGAAUCGAACUGCGCUGACGCUGUGGUCGUGACCAGGGAGCGUUCGGAUAUUCUUGUAGUCGUCUGAUGGGUCCCAGAGCUUGAUGGUCAAGUCUGAGCUGCACGAAGCAAGCAAGGUGUUUCCCCUAGGUCCGCCGAAAUCGACAUCGAGCACAGCUUUGGUAUGGCCUUUGAUCGUCCUUUCGAGCUCGCCCAGCUCCCAGUCCCAAAUUUUGAUGGUUUGGUCCUCCGAGCCGGAAGCCAGUGAUGAGAAUACUGGGUGGAAGGCGACGCAUGUGAUUGGAUUUCGGUGGGAUUGCAGCGUGUGGCGGGCUGGAGAUUUGGGCAGCCAGGCUACUGGAUCUUUAUUUUGUCGGGACGUGGGGGUGCUGUUUUCGAGCUCUGAUUGCAAAGUGCUAUUCCGGGACUCGAGAUCCAUGAUCUGGGAAAGAAUGUCAGAUGGACAGGCCGACAAACACAGAAACCGACCACGCGACUGACCUUCUUUUGUAACCGCACGACACUCGUCCAUUUCUUUUCUAGCAGCCCCUCAUACUUCUUUGCGGUUGCUGGAUCAAACACAUCCUCCCCAAGGUUGAGCUCUGAUCGCAGAGCCGACACGGUAUUCGAAAGGUUGUUGGCAGUAAGGUAGGCGAUGAUGGCUUUGUGUCUGCAUCGCUGUCAGUCCCUGCCUGCCUCGGCUUCGUCAAGACCCAACCCCGCCCGCUGUGGACGUGAUCACACGACAGGAAACCUACAGCUCCUCAGCCUGACGGGUGGUCAGGAUGUUUGUAUUCAUCGCGGAGACUCGGAGGGCAACCUGGAGCCCCCGGGCCGUGCCGUUCUGCUAGAGCGGGAGACAGGAAAUUGCGGGGAAAUUUAUCGGCCUGAAAUCAGCGGUCGGGAACCUUCUCGUCUCGGCGGCGGCCGUUGGGUUGAAAUCGGUGUCAAGAGGUGAGGUAUUCUUUGAGGUGGAUUCCGGGUGGGCAUGGAAGGAUGGCGGAAGAUUGUUGGUGACAAACAACAGCGUCGGGAAAGGGGUGGCGCUUUGUUCGAGAAGGUUUCGUCGAAUGUCUGUUUCAAUCCCAAUCCUCAGAUGCACGCGCGGAUGGAUUGGGUGGAUGGUUGGAGGGGUCGUGAAAAGUGGACCUGGGGUACUGGGGAAGGCGAGGUGUCCAGGGUUUGUGGUUGGGCUUCCAGACACGGAUAUCAACUCAGGGCUGAAGAUGGGAGUUCUGGAUGGAGGCGUUGUUGCCGUGGGAAAUGGAUCUCAUGGUCCCUCUAUGGCGGGCAUCCAGCGGGGCAGAACAACACUUGAAACUCGAAAGCAAGCUCGCAAUCUGUGGUGGGUGGCAUUUGCUGUCGCUGGCCAUCCAAUUCCCAUGCUUGCUGCCGGGCCUGCCAAGAUAGAGAGAGGUCGGGCCACGACAGCUGCCACAGGAGGCUGCCAGCCGUGUCAAGCCUCAGCCAGUGACAUCACCUCAGCCACACUGUGGUUUGGUUUCUGCAGCAAUUCCCUAUGUCAACAAUUGCCAGAGCGAAGUCUGUCAGUGGAAAGAAAGGUCCAGUCAGCAUCCCCCGCCAUCAGAGAAAGACAAGAGGAAAUUACCAACAACUGGAGAGGCGGUGCAUAUGCGCACAUAGAAUAAUCAAGGGAUCAAGAGACUCCCUACUUGUACCCAACUCCAUCAGAGCAUUCCUUAUGCAUUGUGGUGUUUAUCUGCAUCCAUAGGGCAACUGUCCGUGACAGCGAAUGGCCCCACACCCACACCUGUCCCGCAGAGCCAAGAGCACAGGGUCAGGGCGCCCCAGACACGCUUUCUCACCGCGAGCCAGCCUUGAGCGAGAAAUCUUGGGCGGCAAGUCACAACAACUGCAAUUGUCAACAACCACCGCGCAGACGAUCCUUUUCGGCGAACGUCCUCGCAACAAUCGCCCCCCGCCGAGCAAGAGCUUCCCCUCGCUCUCCUUCUGGAAGCCAAUCACGCGCAACAGCCAGCUCGGUCUCGACACCAAACCCAACAAGUCGCAAAGAAAACAGCUGCUGGCUUUUGCUUUGUUGCUUCACCCCUCGCACGUAUGUUGCUUCCUUCGCAUUCCCUCCUCCAGCCUCACCAAGGCCAAUCUCCCAGAUGCGCUUCUGUUCCUUAGACGGCGCACUACACUGGCUGCUAUGACGGGCCGUUGGAAACCGCCUUGGCUGCAGAAGCUAAUCAAGCGAACUUCAACUCUAGGCUCAGAAAAACGCAAGACUUGCCUCUCGACCGACAGACUUACGAACCACACCGACCAACUUGCCCACAGUCCCCGGAGGCACUUGCUGAAAUCCUGCCUGCUUGAUUCCGACUCUACCACCACAUCACCAUCCAUUGAAGAAGAACAGCCCGCCAUGGCUGACGGAGAAGAAGACUUUAGCUCUUUGCCCCUUACAGAUCGCUGGGUCCACAAGGUCUGGAAAGUACGAAAACAGGCAUACGAGGAGGCUGCCCAGGCAUUCGAAAAGACCCCCGACGAGUACGACCCAGCAUUCCGACCAUUCAUCCAAGAUCCGAGCUUGUGGAAGACAGCAGUCGCAGACUCCAACGUUGCUGCUCAACAAGAUGGCUUGGCUGCCCUCUGCGCAUUUCUGAAAUUUGGCGGCCGCGAAGGCGGUGUACGAGCCAGACAACAUGCUGUCACACCAAUUUGCGAGAAGGGCCUGUCCUCCACGAGAGCGGCGACGAAGGCGUCAGCAGUCGAAGCGUUGCUCCUCUUCAUCGAGAUUGAUGUUCCCGGCCCGGUAAUCGAAGAGAUUCUGCCGGUGCUUUCCAACAAGCAACCCAAGGUUGUUGCUGCGGCGCUUAAUGCUUUGACCCAGAUCUUUCACAACUAUGGCUGCAAAACAGCGGAUCCCAAACCCGUUCUCAAGAUUCUACCCAAGGUGUUUGGCCACGCCGACAAGAAUGUGAGAGCAGAGGCGACGGGGUUGGCGGUCGAGUUCUACCGGUGGCUGCGCGAGGCUAUGAAGCCAAUGUUCUGGGGCGACCUCAAACCAACACAGCAGACAGAUCUCGAAGCGCAGUUCGAGAAGAUCAAGGCUGAAGGUCCAGCGAAGCAGGAGCGAUUGUUGCGAUCACAGCAAGCGGCCAAGGAACGGGCACCUGCGGCAGGAGGUGGUGACGAGUAUGGAGAGGAGGGAGAAGAGGAGGAAGAGGCUGGCGAGGUUGACGCUUUUGACCUGGCCGAGCCACAAGACGUCAUCAGCAAAGUGCCCAAGGAUUUCUACGAUAACCUGGCCUCGUCCAAAUGGAAGGAGAGAAAGGAAGCUUGCGAGGCCUUGUAUGCUAUUGUCAAUGUGCCAAGGAUCAAGGAUGGUGAUUUUGGUGAGAUCACCCGCUGCUUGGCCAAAUGCAUGAAGGACGCCAACAUUGCGGUCGUCACUCAGGCAGCGCAAUGUAUCGAAAUGCUCGCCAAGGGUCUGCGCAAGGGCUUCGCCAAGUAUCGUUCCAACGUCAUGCAGCCUAUCAUGGAGAGAUUGAAGGAAAAGAAGGUUACGGUUGCUGAUGCGCUUGGUGCUGCGCUGGACGCUGUGUUUCUUUCUACCAACUUGACCGAGUGCUUGGAAGAUAUCACCACAUUCCUCGUUCACAAGAACCCCCAGGUCAAGGAGGGAACCAUGAAGUUUCUUGUCAGGUGUCUUCGAACAACCAGGGAGGUGCCGAGCAAGCAGGAAAUUGCCAGCAUCGUUGAAUGCGCCAAGAAGCUGCUCUCCGAGGGUAGCGAGGUCCUUCGGUCUGGCGGUGCCGAGAUUCUGGGAACCAUCAUGAAGAUCAUUGGCGAAAGAGCCAUGAACCCCCAUCUCGAAGGUCUUGAUGAUAUCCGAAAGACCAAGAUCAAGGAGUUCUUUGAGACGGCCGAAGUCAAGGCCAAGGAUAAGCCGAAGCCGCCGCCGCCAGCUCCCGCUGCGCGGGGGCCACCACCCAAGAAGACGUUGGGCGCAAAGAAGGCCCCUCCAGGUCUCAAAAAGGCACCCCCAGCAGCCGCCGCACCGCCGCCAGAGCCUUCACCUCCACCUGCGCCGCCAGCUGCUGCGCGUCCCGGUCCCGCGGGGAGCAAGCUCGGGAAGCCAGGGCUCGGGGGUCUCAAGGCACCACAGAAGCGCACUCUCGGUGGUCCUGCCGCCGGCGCUGCUUCACCGCGUAGACCGGCGGCCCCUCGCGUGCCAUCACCUGCAUUUGAGCCAGAAUACGAAGAGGAGGAGCCCAUUCCCGCUUCUCCUCCACCAAAGCCGCGCAUCGGUUUGGGACGCGGUGGUCUCGCUGGCCGCUCACUCGCCAAACCAGCUGCGCCAUCAGCCCCCGCGCCCGCUGCAUCCCCAUCUCCGACCUCUACCUUCUCACACAUGGAACGUGCCGAGCUAGAGGAAUUGCGCAUGGCCAAUGAGCGCUUGCUCAAACAGCUAGAUGACGCUCGUCACGACCGGUCCAAGCUGACAUCAGAAAUUCAGGAGCUCAAGAACCAAAACGCUCAGUUGAUCGAGGAUCACACGAGAGAUGUACUUUCCAUCAAGGCCAAGGAGACACAGCUAGUGAGAGCUCGCAGUGAUGCCGAGGCUGCCGAACAGACAAAUGAGCGGCUACGACGCGAGCUGGACCGUUUGAAGAGGGCGCUCAGUAAGGCCGAAGCCGCCCUCAACAACGGUGGGGGCGCAGACAGCCCUGUAUCCCCCAGUCUUGGAUUCCGGGCUCUGAGCCCAACGCACGAUGAUGGCGGGAUCUACCGUGACAACGCUCUUCCUCCUAGUGCGGGUAGAGCCCGUCAAAGCUUCGCCAGCACCCUUAGCGAGGAGAAGGAGAACGGCGACGGUGUGCCGCACCCCCGAAAGAUGGCUCCCCCAGAGUCCCGGUACGCGGGCAGCACCGCUAGCAGCGGCCGCGCCAGCCCAGCUAGAGGCUUUAGGCGAGACAUUUCCGGCGGUGACGACAGAGACAUUCGCAAUAACGAUAGUGCUAGUGGCAGCGGUGCCUAUGGCGGAUAUGGUGACCGGGCGGGGAGCAGGGCUGGGAGCCGUGCAGGAAGCAGGUUGGGCGAUCCACCAAUCAAUGCUUCUGGUGCUCCCGCGACGUCUGGCAUGGAGAGCUGGAGAAGAGCUGCCGAGGUGACGAGCCAGCUGAAGGCCAGGAUUGAACUUAUGAAGGCAAAGGCAGCGAGCAGACCUCAGUAG
Messenger RNA from Podospora pseudopauciseta, 6405 nucleotides. RefSeq lists its product as uncharacterized. The record is from RefSeq and is a predicted model, not a curated record. Lineage: Eukaryota; Fungi; Ascomycota; Sordariomycetes; Sordariales; Podosporaceae. Gene Ontology annotation, molecular function: microtubule plus-end binding; microtubule plus end polymerase activity. The transcript has 3 exons. The coding region runs from base 2956 to 6405 and encodes 1149 amino acids. Gene Ontology annotation, biological process: mitotic spindle organization; establishment or maintenance of microtubule cytoskeleton polarity; microtubule polymerization. Gene Ontology annotation, cellular component: spindle pole; kinetochore; microtubule plus-end.